AUGCAUUCAAUAUUGUAUACAACUUUUCUGCUAUUACUAACGACUAUCAUCCAAGGAAAUUCGCCUCCGGCUCCAGUAUGUGGCAACAAUGAACAAUACACAUGCGGUUCAGUUUGUAUCGAAACAUGCGAUUACAAACCGACCAUAUGUUCAUUUAUGUGUCGUUUCGGUUGUUUCUGUCAAGAUGGUUAUGUUCGUCAGUCAAAUGACACUAGUAGUCCGUGUGUCAAACGUGAAGACUGUAACAAAACAGAUGUUCCACAAUGUGGAGAUAAUGAAGAAUAUCAACAAUGUGGUUCAGCAUGUCCACCUACAUGUAAUGAUUUUUCAUAUCCACUUCCAAAAGAACCUCAAGCAUGCAUAGCAAUAUGCAAAUCUGGUUGUUUCUGCAAAAAAGGUUACUUUCGCGCCAAUAAUAAUCAAUGCGUUCAGCAGGAAAAAUGUUGCACAGGUGAUAAUGAACAAUAUACAGAUUGUGGUUCAGCUUGUGUUGAAACUUGCAAUUAUGUACCACAAGUCUGUACUGAACAAUGUGUUCGCGGUUGUUUUUGUCAGUCUACUGAUUGUGUUCGUAAAGAUAAUAGCACUGGUAGUCCUUGCAUUAAACGUGAACAAUGUUCCCAAUGA
This is a messenger RNA of Rotaria sordida, 627 nucleotides long. The record is from the annotation of a GenBank genome assembly. Lineage: Eukaryota; Metazoa; Rotifera; Eurotatoria; Philodinida; Philodinidae.